This is a messenger RNA of Manduca sexta (tobacco hornworm), 1224 nucleotides long. RefSeq names its product protein dj-1beta (gene BmDJ-1beta). Gene Ontology annotation, biological process: protein deglycation, glyoxal removal; guanine deglycation, glyoxal removal. Gene Ontology annotation, cellular component: cytosol; nucleus. The record is from RefSeq and is a predicted model, not a curated record. Gene Ontology annotation, molecular function: protein deglycase activity. The transcript has 6 exons. Lineage: Eukaryota; Metazoa; Arthropoda; Insecta; Lepidoptera; Sphingidae. Bases 158 to 829 code for a protein of 223 amino acids.
AUAAACCAGUAUGAUAAAAUAAAUAGCAAUGAAAUUUAGGAAUAUUUAUUUUCAUUACGUAAUAGAAAAUUCUGGAGAGAACAAGCGUUUUGAAGUAAACUCUUAACCUUCGCUUGAAUCUGUCAAAGUUAUUUGUCUCUGCGUCAAAGUUAAAUUGAUGUUUUGCGUGACAAAGUCGGCGUUUUCGAAAACUCUCACACUUUCAUUGAAAUUAUUAGCUCAAGACUUGCGUUUUGCACAAAGAAGAGCCAUGUCAAAGUCAGCCCUGGUUAUCCUGGCACAAGGUGCCGAGGAGAUGGAGACCGUCAUCACUGUCGACAUGUUGAGGAGAGGUGGUGUGGAAGUGACAAUGGCUGGUCUGGAUGGCAGUGCUCCAGUGCUGUGUUCGAGGCAGGUGACUCUUGUGCCAGACAAGUCACUGGCAGAUGCACUGGCUGAGAAACCUCAGUAUGAUGCUGUAAUCUUACCGGGCGGUCUUGAGGGUUCGGACCGUCUCUCCAAGUCGGAAGUGGUUGGCACCCUCCUCAAGGAACAUGAGAAGUCAGGGAAGAUUGUGGCUGCAAUUUGUGCAGCGCCAACAGCGUUCGUAGCGCACGGUAUCGGUCAAGGCAAGCGCGUCACUUCCUACCCCACCACUAAGGACAAGGUGGCAGGAGGACCCGGGGACUACAAGUACGUGGAGGGGGAGAGGGUGGUGACCGAUGGUAACGUGGUCACGAGCCGCGGUCCCGGCACAGCUUACUGGUUUGGUCUGACUCUCAUUGAACUCCUCACUGGCAAGGAGAAGGCUAAUCAGGUUGAAAAGGGAAUGAUCAUCACUGGGUACUAGAUCUGAAAACCAGCAUGUAAAGUCUAAAAUAUAAUUAUCACUCGCAUAAGUUUAAGCAUACUAAAAAUAUAAUCUUCGUUGUAAUGAAGAUGGGCGUCGAAUUAGAACUUGGCAUAGAUUGGCUAAUAAUUUAUGGGAAAGAAGACUUAAUCUUAUUGAUUUUUUUUUGUGAAAAUACUUUUUUGGGUGUCAUGAGUCCCUUAAAUGCUCAUAGAAGUGCGCCAUCGCCCCGUGUAUGCGGAUAUUAGCUUCAUAUUCUUAUAUGAAUCCUUUUUGUUAAAUGCAACUAAAAAUUGUGAUAAAUCGGUUGGACCGAAUAAAAUUUAUCCAUCUUAUUUAAGGCGCUUAAAUUGUAUAUUUUGAUGUAACCUGUAAAUAUAUUAUAUAAUCACAAA